Molecule: messenger RNA, 2160 nt
Organism: Aspergillus ruber CBS 135680
Lineage: Eukaryota; Fungi; Ascomycota; Eurotiomycetes; Eurotiales; Aspergillaceae
Product: putative general amino acid permease (Agp2)
Exons: 7
Coding region: 59-1780 (573 amino acids)
Biological process (GO): amino acid transmembrane transport
Cellular component (GO): membrane
Molecular function (GO): amino acid transmembrane transporter activity
Source: RefSeq, a predicted model, not a curated record
GAAUCCUUCAGAGAACCCUAUCUAGUUUUUUUAUGUGUUUAAUAUUGCUUGACCAACAAUGUCUUCUAACCAAGACAUUGCCUCUGGGCCAGUAUCAACUGCUGUUGAACAUGAGUCCAACAAGACCACAGAUCUGAAAGCUCACUUGAAGAACCGUAUUGGAAUAGAAAAAGAUACAGCUGUCGAAGAUGGCGAGGAAUCAAUCAACAGUGAGCCUCAGAAGCCUGUCUAUGACCAUACGCACCGGAAGUUGAAACCCAGACAUGUAGAAUUAAUCGGUAUUGGGGGGACGAUUGGGACGGUUUUGUAUGUCCAGAUCGGUCAAAGUUUGCGUGAAGGAGGACCGGCCAGCUUGUUUCUCGCCUUCACUAUUUGGUGCUCCGUGAUCUUAUGUCUUACUGUUUCAAUCGCAGAAAUGGUUACCUUUCUCCCCCUCUCCUCGCCCACCAUCCGCCUCGCAGGCCGAUUCGUUGACGAGGCAUUUGGCGUCGCCGCUGGAUACAACUUUUUCGUGUCCCAGGUAGCCCAGAUCCCGUUCGAGAUUGUCGCGUGCAAUCUGAUUAUCACGUAUUGGAGCGAUGCAGUCCCUGUAGGGGCCAUUGUUGCCAUUGUGCUUGUGCUUUAUAUAAUCCUCAAUGUGUUUGCCGUUCAGUGGUAUGGUGAGUCUGAGUUCUGGCUUUCGCUGGGAAAGGUGCUUCUCAGCGUUGGUCUGAUUAUAUUCACCUUUAUUGUGAUGCUGGGAGGGAAUCCUCUGAAUGACCGGUUCGGAUUUCGGUACUGGCAGAAUCCGGGUUCGUUUGCAGAGCACUACAAGAGAGGUGAUCUUGGUCGAUGGCUGGGCUUUCUUUACUGUCUUAUAAAGGCGAGUUUCACGAUUGCCGGACCGGACUAUGUCUCCAUGGCCGCCGGAGAAGCCGUAAAUCCCCGCAAAGUUCUCCCCAAAGCCUACAACGGCGUUUUCUACCGUCUUACCGUCUUCUUCGUGCUAGGAACUCUCUGCGUCGGCAUCCUAGUUCCCUACAACGACUCAACAAUGGCCGCUGCAUUCGACCAAGACAAACCCGGCGCCGCGGCCUCGCCGUACGUAAUCGCCAUGGACCGCCUGCACAUCCCCAUCUUACCACACAUCGUGAACGCCAUGGUACUGGGAGCCUCAUUCAGCGCAGGGAACAGCUACGUCUACUGCGCAAGUCGCAGUCUCUACGGCCUCGCACUAGACGGCAAAGCACCACGCUUCUUCACAAAGUGCACACGCACCGGAGUCCCAAUCUACUGCGUGAGCAUCGUGCUAUUAAUCUCACUCCUAGCCUUCCUGCAAGUUUCAAACAGCGCCUCCGUCGUAAUAAACUGGUUCGUCAACCUAGUCACAGCCUCGCAACUAAUCAACUUCUCCGUCUGCACGUUCACCUACAUCCGCUUCUUCAAGGCUCUCGAGGCGCAGGGCUUCUCUCGGAAAACUCUCCCUUACACAUCCCGCUUCCAGCCCUAUCUUGCGUAUAUUUCGCUGAUUUGCACGACUACCAUGGCGUUUGUGGGUGGGUAUGAGGUUUUUCUGCGGGGGAAGUGGGAUGUGGCGUCGUUUUUCUUCUCGUAUACGAUGAUUGGAGUGUUUCCGGUGUUGUAUUUUGGGUGGAAGAUUGUGCAUCGAACGAGGUGUAGACGGGCUGAGGAAGUGGAUUUGGUUUCGGGGGUGGAAGAGAUUGAUGAUUAUACGAGGAAUUAUGUUGAUGUGAAGCCGAAGAAUAUAAUCACCAAAACGUCGAGGAUCCUCUUUGGAUAGCAAUGUUGACACAAAACACGCUUGGAAUAUCCAUGAUAGUGAUAGACUAGAUGAACACAUCAUACAAAAGAACCAUAGAACAUAAAACAUACCACAGCUUCCGCUCACUCUCACUAUACACCCCACUCCUACGACUGAUCAACGCCAACCGCAACCCCAGCAGCCUUCAACGCCUCCAACCUCUGCUUAUUCCUCUUCCCCAGCACCCGCAGCGUAGUCUUCUUCUCAAUCUCCGUCAUCCCAUCCCAGUUCGCGAUCCGCGAGAGUGUCCCAUCCGUAUUCACCACCAUAGGACCCAGAUGAUCCAGUGUCACUGUUGAGCCUGGUUGGCUGAGAUCGAGCUGGUUUGUGUCCGCGGAGGGGCCGGAUUCGGGGAGGGC